Messenger RNA from Cotesia congregata, 1110 nucleotides. Lineage: Eukaryota; Metazoa; Arthropoda; Insecta; Hymenoptera; Braconidae. The record is from the annotation of a GenBank genome assembly.
AUGACAUUGAUAAAACAGGCUGUAAGUAAUAAAAAUAAAAAUAAAGGUGUUAAUAAAUCAUUAUCAAGCAUGUCAAAAAUAAAAAAUACCGAGCUGAAAAUGAAUACACCGUCGAGGAUGUUAAUUAGAAACCGUGAUAAUAAAUUUAUAAAAAAUGACAAUAAGGUGACGGAAAAAAGAUCCGAGGAAGAAGAAAUAAUUAAUAGGGAAGAAGAGUUACUUAAUCUUGUUUCAAAUAAACAUGACGAACAUCGUGGUGAUGUAUUGAAUAUAAAUGAAACAAUAAAGUCCCAAGAGAAGACUGAUCGCUCGAGUAAUUUGCAAUCAACCCGAGUAAAUAAGAAAAUAAUGACAAGUAGGAUUCCUCGGAGAAGGCCUGUUGUUACAGCAAAUAAGCUCACGGGUUUUCAUUCGGUUACGAGAAUUGUGGUUGUCAAGAAAAAUUCAAGAAAAAUAAAAGCACCAAGUGACCCGAUUAUCCUGGUGACUGAUAAUAAGUCUGACUGUGAGCCAGUGGCUGGACUGGUUGAAAAAUUAAAUGAUUAUAAAAUUCCCGAAUCUCCUGAACUCAGUCCUUUGACCAGAAAAAUUUCCUUGUCUUCGUGUAAUAACAACAGUUACUUUGACGAUGACGCUGGUUACUUUGACGAUGACACUGACAGCGAUAUUGAUAAUGAUAAUUGCGAGGAUGAUGACACUGACGGUUAUGAUGAUGAUGAUGAUGAUGAUGAUAAUUCUGAUGAGAAUAGUUACGACCCAAGUUUACAUUGUGAAUCUUGUAUCAACUGCGCAUGUGAAUCUUGUAUUAACAAGUACAAACAACGAGCAGAAUUAUUACAUCAGCUCAAAUAUAAACAUUGGGCUUCAAAUGACGUACUGAAAAGCGCUCGGUAUCAAAGUUUAAACUCGUCAGAGGAAGAAGAAUCUUCUAUCGAGUCAAGUUCGAGCCCAGUUUUUGAAAAAAAAAUUUACAGAAAACACACCAGAGAAGUAUAUACUUCACCAAAGAGAUCCAACCAGUUACAAAACAAGAAUUGUACUUAUUCAUUCUUACACAUUGUUUUUGAUAUAAUUUUCUGGCCAAUUUUAUUCUUCAGAAAGGCCAAAUAA